UCCGCAUUGGUGCCUCUUUCGCUGGCGGAGUUAAUGGCGCUGAGGCCCUGAGGCCUAACGCCAGGCCAACGAGGUGAAAAAAAGAUCGUCGCUCGCAUUUUUUCUUGUCGUCGCAGGUGCGUUCAGGAAUCUACAAAUAUGGCAGCAUUUCCGUACAGGGCCGCACCUGGGCCCAAUCCCGUUCCAGUCCCUCUACCUGAUUACAUGUCUGAAGAAAAGCUACAAGAGAAAGCCAGGAAAUGGCAACAACUUCAAGCUAAACGGUAUGCUGAAAAGAGAAAGUUUGGCUUCGUGGAUGCUCAGAAGGAGGACAUGCCCCCUGAACAUGUCCGAAAGAUAAUUCGUGAUCAUGGUGACAUGACAAACCGGAAAUUCAGGCAUGACAAGAGAGUCUAUCUUGGUGCUUUGAAGUACAUGCCACAUGCUGUUCUGAAACUACUGGAGAACAUGCCUAUGCCAUGGGAGCAGAUCAGAGAUGUUUCAGUUUUGUAUCACAUCACAGGUGCAAUCUCAUUUGUUAACGAAAUUCCCUGGGUUAUUGAACCAGUUUAUAUAUCUCAAUGGGGAACCAUGUGGAUUAUGAUGAGACGUGAAAAGCGUGAUAGACGACACUUCAAAAGGAUGCGGUUUCCUCCUUUCGAUGAUGAAGAGCCUCCACUGGAUUAUGCAGAUAAUAUACUUGAUGUGGAGCCACUCGAAGCAAUACAGAUGGAACUUGAUUCAGAAGAGGAUGGACCAGUGGCAGAGUGGUUAUAUGAUCACCAGCCACUGAAAGACAACCCAAAGUAUGUUAAUGGAUCGACUUAUCGUCGCUGGCAGUUUACUUUGCCUAUGAUGUCUACUCUUUAUCGCCUGGCUAAUCAGUUGCUAACUGAUUUAGUGGAUGACAACUACUUCUAUCUGUUUGAUCUAAAAGCAUUUUUUACAUCCAAAGCUCUUAACAUGGCAAUUCCAGGUGGACCCAAGUUUGAGCCUCUGGUUCGGGAUGUGAAUCUUCAGGAUGAAGACUGGAAUGAAUUCAAUGACAUCAACAAGAUCAUCAUCAGACAACCAAUCAGAACAGAAUACAAAAUCGCAUUCCCAUACUUGUACAAUAACCUCCCCCAUCAUGUUCAUCUCACCUGGUAUCACACACCGAAUGUUGUGUUCAUUAAAACAGAAGAUCCAGAUUUGCCAGCUUUUUACUUUGAUCCGUUGAUUAACCCAAUCUCUCACAGACACUCUGUUAAGAGCCAGGAACCAUUACCGGAUGAUGAUGAAGAGUUUGAACUUCCUGAUUGUAUGGAACCAUUCCUGAAAGAUUGUCCUUUAUAUUCAGAUCAUACUGCCAAUGGCAUAGCAUUGCUUUGGGCACCAAGACCGUUUAACUUGAGGUCUGGAAAAACAAGGAGAGCACUUGACAUUCCCUUAGUUAAGAACUGGUACCGUGAGCACUGUCCAGCAGGGCAACCAGUCAAAGUUAGGGUUUCUUACCAGAAACUCCUGAAAUACUAUGUACUGAAUGCACUUAAACACAGACCACCCAAAGCACAAAAGAAAAGGUACUUAUUCCGUUCAUUCAAAUCAACAAAGUUUUUCCAGUCAACCAAACUUGAUUGGGUAGAGGUAGGCCUCCAGGUGUGCCGUCAAGGUUACAACAUGCUGAAUUUGUUGAUUCACCGUAAGAAUCUGAAUUAUCUGCAUCUGGACUACAACUUCAACUUGAAGCCAGUGAAAACCCUCACUACUAAGGAACGUAAGAAGUCCAGGUUUGGGAAUGCAUUCCAUUUAUGCCGUGAAGUGCUACGUUUAACAAAGCUUGUUGUUGACAGUCACGUACAGUACAGGCUGGGGAAUGUGGAUGCCUUCCAGUUGUCAGAUGGAUUGCAGUAUAUCUUUGCUCACGUUGGACAGUUGACUGGAAUGUACAGAUACAAGUACAAGCUGAUGAGACAAAUCCGAAUGUGUAAAGAUCUGAAGCACCUUAUCUAUUACAGAUUUAACACCGGACCAGUAGGCAAAGGGCCUGGCUGUGGAUUUUGGGCUGCUGGCUGGAGAGUGUGGCUUUUCUUCAUGAGGGGUAUAACUCCACUGCUGGAGAGGUGGUUGGGAAAUCUGCUUGCCAGACAGUUUGAAGGUCGCCAUUCUAAGGGAGUAGCUAAGACUGUAACCAAACAGCGUGUGGAGUCUCACUUUGAUCUAGAGUUGAGAGCUGCUGUUAUGCAUGAUAUCUUGGAUAUGAUGCCUGAAGGAAUUAAACAAAACAAGGCCAGGACAAUCUUGCAACAUUUGAGUGAGGCUUGGAGAUGCUGGAAGGCAAAUAUUCCUUGGAAGGUUCCAGGGCUGCCGACUCCAAUUGAGAACAUGAUCCUUCGGUACGUGAAAGCCAAAGCUGACUGGUGGACAAAUACUGCACAUUACAACAGAGAGCGUAUUCGCCGUGGUGCAACUGUUGACAAGACUGUGUGCAAGAAGAAUCUGGGUCGCUUAACCAGACUGUACUUGAAGGCAGAACAGGAAAGACAGCACAACUACCUGAAGGAUGGGCCCUACAUCACUGCCGAAGAAGCCGUUGCCAUCUACACCACCACUGUGCAUUGGUUAGAGAGCAGACGUUUCUCUCCAAUUCCUUUCCCUCCUCUUUCAUACAAACACGACACAAAGCUUCUGAUCCUGGCUCUAGAAAGAUUGAAAGAAGCUUACAGUGUGAAAUCAAGGCUAAACCAGUCACAGCGAGAAGAAUUGGGUCUAAUCGAACAAGCCUAUGAUAACCCUCAUGAGGCUUUGUCCAGGAUUAAACGACACUUACUUACUCAGAGAGCUUUCAAAGAGGUUGGUAUUGAGUUUAUGGAUUUGUACAGCCACUUGGUACCUGUUUAUGACGUUGAACCAUUGGAGAAGAUCACUGAUGCUUACCUUGAUCAGUACUUGUGGUAUGAAGCUGACAAGCGACGGUUAUUCCCUCCAUGGAUUAAGCCAGCUGAUACAGAGCCUCCUCCAUCUCUUGUAUACAAGUGGUGCCAGGGCAUCAACAAUCUUCAGGAUGUAUGGGAGACAGCUGAUGGUGAAUGCAAUGUCAUGUUAGAGUCGCGAUUUGAGAAGAUGUAUGAGAAAAUUGACUUGACUUUGCUGAACAGAUUGCUGCGUCUAAUUGUGGAUCACAACAUUGCUGAUUACAUGACAGCCAAGAACAACGUUGUCAUCAAUUACAAGGACAUGAACCACACCAAUUCCUACGGCAUUAUCCGAGGGCUCCAGUUUGCAUCCUUCAUUGUCCAGUACUAUGGGCUUGUGCUAGAUCUGCUUGUUUUGGGUCUCCACAGAGCCAGUGAAAUGGCUGGCCCACCACAAAUGCCAAAUGAUUUUCUGAGUUACCAGGACGUUGCCACAGAAGUUGCUCAUCCUGUCCGACUUUUUUGCAGAUAUAUUGAGCGUAUCCACAUUUUUUUCAGGUUUACGGCUGAUGAAGCCAGAGACUUGAUUCAACGCUAUCUUACAGAACACCCUGAUCCAAACAAUGAGAACAUUGUGGGAUACAAUAACAAGAAGUGUUGGCCUAGAGAUGCACGUAUGAGGCUUAUGAAGCAUGAUGUCAACCUUGGUCGAGCAGUGUUUUGGGAUAUUAAAAAUCGACUACCUAGGUCUGUUACCACUAUUCAGUGGGAGAACAGUUUUGUGUCUGUGUACAGCAAAGACAAUCCCAACCUGCUAUUCAACAUGUCUGGCUUUGAGUGCCGCAUUCUUCCUAAAUGUCGUACUAGCUAUGAAGAAUUCACUCACAAAGAUGGAGUCUGGAACUUACAAAAUGAGGUUACCAAAGAGCGCACAGCUCAGUGCUUCCUCCGAGUGGAUGAUGAAUCCAUGCAGCGGUUCCACAACAGAGUACGUCAGAUCCUCAUGGCAUCUGGCUCCACAACUUUCACUAAGAUUGUGAAUAAGUGGAACACUGCUCUGAUUGGCUUGAUGACCUAUUUCCGUGAAGCAGUGGUUAACACGCAGGAGUUAUUAGACCUGUUGGUGAAAUGUGAGAACAAGAUCCAGACACGUAUUAAGAUUGGUUUGAACUCCAAGAUGCCAAGUCGUUUCCCACCUGUGGUGUUUUACACACCUAAGGAGCUGGGUGGUCUUGGCAUGCUCUCAAUGGGCCACGUUCUCAUCCCACAGUCUGAUUUAAGGUGGUCCAAGCAGACAGAUGUGGGCAUCACUCAUUUUCGAUCAGGUAUGAGCCAUGAAGAGGACCAAUUGAUUCCUAAUCUUUAUCGUUACAUUCAGCCUUGGGAGAGUGAGUUCAUUGACUCACAGAGAGUAUGGGCAGAAUAUGCGCUGAAACGACAAGAAGCUAUUGCACAAAAUAGGCGUCUAACUUUGGAAGAUCUGGAAGACUCCUGGGACAGAGGUAUUCCACGCAUUAACACAUUGUUCCAGAAGGACAGGCACACGCUAGCUUAUGAUAAGGGCUGGAGAGUGAGAACUGAUUUUAAACAGUACCAGGUGUUAAAGCAGAAUCCAUUCUGGUGGACCCAUCAGAGACACGAUGGCAAGCUGUGGAAUUUGAACAACUACCGUACUGACAUGAUCCAAGCGCUAGGUGGUGUUGAAGGCAUUCUGGAGCACACACUCUUCAAGGGAACUUAUUUUCCAACAUGGGAAGGCCUGUUCUGGGAGAAAGCAAGUGGCUUUGAGGAAUCCAUGAAGUGGAAGAAGCUGACUAAUGCCCAACGAUCUGGUUUGAAUCAGAUUCCCAACAGAAGAUUCACUCUUUGGUGGUCACCAACUAUCAACAGAGCUAAUGUUUAUGUAGGUUUCCAGGUGCAGUUAGAUCUGACAGGAAUUUUCAUGCAUGGCAAAAUCCCUACUCUCAAGAUUUCUUUGAUCCAGAUCUUCAGAGCCCAUUUGUGGCAGAAGAUUCAUGAGAGCAUUGUUAUGGAUUUGUGUCAGGUCUUUGAUCAAGAGUUGGAUGCUUUAGAGAUUGAGACUGUGCAGAAAGAAACUAUUCAUCCUAGGAAAUCCUAUAAGAUGAAUUCGUCCUGUGCUGAUAUUCUGCUGUUUGCUUCAUACAAAUGGAAUGUUUCCAGACCAUCGCUACUUGCUGACUCAAAAGAUGUGAUGGAUAGCACUACUACUCAAAAAUACUGGAUAGAUAUUCAGUUGCGAUGGGGUGACUAUGAUUCUCAUGAUAUUGAGAGAUAUGCCAGAGCUAAGUUUUUGGACUAUACAACAGAUAAUAUGAGUAUCUACCCUUCGCCUACUGGUGUAUUGAUUGCUAUUGAUCUGGCCUAUAAUUUGCAUAGUGCUUAUGGUAACUGGUUUCCGGGUGCCAAGCCAUUGAUCCAGCAGGCUAUGGCAAAGAUCAUGAAGGCUAACCCUGCCUUGUACGUGUUGAGAGAACGUAUUCGAAAAGGUUUACAGCUAUAUUCUUCCGAGCCAACUGAGCCUUACCUAUCCUCACAAAAUUAUGGUGAACUGUUUUCCAACCAAAUCAUUUGGUUUGUGGAUGAUACAAAUGUGUAUCGUGUCACCAUUCAUAAGACUUUCGAAGGCAACUUGACAACAAAGCCAAUAAAUGGAGCCAUUUUUAUAUUCAACCCCAGGACAGGACAGCUGUUCCUUAAAAUUAUCCACACUUCGGUUUGGGCUGGGCAGAAACGGUUGGGCCAGCUGGCAAAAUGGAAGACUGCUGAAGAAGUGGCUGCCUUGAUCCGAUCGCUUCCAGUUGAAGAGCAGCCUAAACAGAUCAUUGUUACAAGGAAGGGCAUGUUAGAUCCAUUGGAAGUUCAUUUGCUGGAUUUCCCUAACAUCGUGAUCAAAGGAUCUGAGCUGCAGUUGCCUUUCCAGGCUUGUCUGAAAGUGGAGAAGUUUGGUGAUCUGAUUUUAAAGGCAACUGAGCCCCAGAUGGUGUUAUUUAACUUAUAUGAUGAUUGGUUGAAGACCAUUUCCUCCUAUACUGCAUUCUCUCGUCUGAUUUUAAUUCUUCGAGCACUACAUGUGAACAAUGAUCGUGCAAAAGUCAUCCUGAAACCGGACAAAACCACGAUAACAGAACCUCAUCACAUCUGGCCAACUCUGACUGAUGAAGAAUGGAUAAAAGUGGAAGUGCAGUUGAAGGACCUUAUUCUAGCUGACUAUGGCAAGAAAAACAAUGUAAAUGUGGCAUCUUUGACUCAGUCUGAGAUUCGUGACAUUAUUUUGGGUAUGGAGAUCUCGGCACCUUCACAACAGAGGCAACAAAUUGCUGAAAUUGAAAAGCAAACCAAAGAGCAAUCUCAAUUGACAGCUACCCAGACACGCACUGUAAACAAGCACGGUGAUGAAAUCAUCACUUCAACAACCAGUAACUAUGAGACCCAAACCUUCUCAUCCAAAACUGAGUGGAGAGUCAGAGCAAUAUCUGCUGCCAACCUUCACCUACGUACCAAUCACAUUUAUGUUUCCUCUGAUGACAUCAAAGAGACUGGUUAUACUUACAUUCUGCCAAAGAAUGUGCUGAAGAAGUUUAUUUGCAUUUCAGAUUUGAGAGCACAGAUUGCAGGAUAUCUGUAUGGUGUUAGUCCUCCAGAUAACCCUCAAGUGAAGGAAAUCAGGUGUAUUGUGAUGGUGCCACAAUGGGGAACCCAUCAGACUGUGCAUUUGCCUAACCAGCUGCCACAACAUGAAUAUCUGAAGGAAAUGGAACCUCUUGGUUGGAUUCACACUCAACCCAAUGAGUCUCCUCAGUUGUCACCUCAAGAUGUCACCACCCAUGCUAAAAUAAUGGCUGACAAUCCGUCUUGGGAUGGAGAAAAGACUAUCAUCAUAACAUGCAGCUUUACUCCAGGUUCAUGCACACUGACAGCAUACAAGCUUACUCCAAGUGGAUAUGAAUGGGGAAGGCAGAACACAGACAAAGGAAACAAUCCUAAGGGAUACCUGCCUUCCCACUACGAAAGAGUUCAGAUGUUGUUAUCAGAUAGAUUCCUUGGCUUCUUCAUGGUCCCUGGCCAGAGUUCCUGGAAUUACAACUUCAUGGGCGUUCGCCAUGAUCCCAACAUGAAAUAUGAGCUGCAUUUGGCCAACCCUAAAGAGUUCUACCAUGAAGUUCACAGACCAUCUCAUUUCUUGAACUUUGCUUCGCUUCAAGAGGGGGAGAUCUACAAUGCAGACAGAGAGGACAUGUACUCUUAGAAAAUCAAGAGAAAUUUACAAUGGAACUUCUGUACUGUUGAUAUUCAACAAAUGAAUAUAAGUUCAGUUUAUGGUCUCUGAUAAAUUCCAGAUUUUGUUUGUAGACUGUGUUAACACCAAAUUUUGUGAUAUCUGUGAAAUAUAGUAGCUUUUAUGUUUAAAAAUUGCUUGAAACUAUGGUAUCUACCCAUGAGCUGAAAGUUUUAAAUGCGCUAGUAUAUCUGUAAUUUUCUGAUGUGCAGUGAUGUCUACACUGUAGAAGAAAUUAAAGCUUAAAUAAUUUUUUUUAA
Molecule: messenger RNA, 7430 nt
Organism: Rhincodon typus (whale shark)
Lineage: Eukaryota; Metazoa; Chordata; Chondrichthyes; Orectolobiformes; Rhincodontidae
Gene: prpf8
Product: pre-mRNA processing factor 8
Exons: 42
Coding region: 139-7140 (2333 amino acids)
Biological process (GO): mRNA splicing, via spliceosome; spliceosomal tri-snRNP complex assembly
Cellular component (GO): catalytic step 2 spliceosome; U5 snRNP
Molecular function (GO): protein binding; U1 snRNA binding; U2 snRNA binding
Source: RefSeq, a predicted model, not a curated record